AUCAGAUCAGUAACUCCCCAAAAAAACAUCAUUAACAUUCAAAACACAUCAACAAUAAUAUCUGCAAUCCAGCCAAACCUAGGACACACUAUUCUUGUUUCUCAUUUGCUUAUUUAACACACACACUCAACACACAAACACAAACAAACCCUUUUGUACUAUGUAACAUUGUUCCUUCAAAAAACACAAAAAAGUGAUCUUUUCCAUUUUCAUGAUGGAAGAACAACCACACUCAUCAUCACUGUCAGAACUCAUUGUUUCUCUUGAACAAGCCACUUUCAUGGCAAAACAACUACCAUCAUCAAAUCCAUCUCAUCUCAAUCAAAUCCACACUUCCUUACACCAAGCUCACCAUCAUCUCACCGCCUUCCUAUCAACCCUUCAAUCUCCUCCGGUGCCUGAAAACUCUGUCUCAUCUGCCAACGGUGCUGCUCCUAUGCAGCUGGGGGAUGAUGGAGAAGAUGAUGAUGGUGAUGAUGAAGAGACAUCAAAAUGUACAAUUGACAAGGUUGAGCAGAAAUUCAGAGACUGCUUCAUCAAAAACAAGAGACCAAAACGGCCCUUGUCGCCGUCUGCGGCGGCCCGGGUAGAGGAGAAGCGAUUAUCCAAUGAUGGGUUUGUUAAGGAUUAUGAUCCACAUGCUGUUAAGUUGAGGGCAUUGGACCUUGUCUACCAGUUUCAUGGUUGAUGAUGAUGUUUUGCUUUGUUCCCUUUUUUUGUUUAGGAAAUAGGUAGAUUAAUUUUUGUUGAUGAAUAUGGUUUUUAGACAUGGAAGAUUUGAGAUGUAUUGUAAAGUGAGUCAGGCUGCAUAAAUGAAACAAAUGUUAUGUUAUGCUAGUUCUUUACUGAUUUUAUUUUUUUGGGUGCUAAUUAUCUUUGUGGUUUGGUUCAAGAAAAAUACAAUUGAAUUCAUUUUAUUGGUUA
Medicago truncatula (barrel medic) is the source of this 924-nucleotide messenger RNA. RefSeq lists its product as uncharacterized. The coding region runs from base 212 to 688 and encodes 158 amino acids. The transcript has a single exon. Lineage: Eukaryota; Viridiplantae; Streptophyta; Magnoliopsida; Fabales; Fabaceae. The record is from RefSeq and is a predicted model, not a curated record.